Molecule: messenger RNA, 1251 nt
Organism: Theileria equi strain WA
Lineage: Eukaryota; Apicomplexa; Aconoidasida; Piroplasmida; Theileriidae
Exons: 2
Coding region: 1-1251 (416 amino acids)
Source: RefSeq, a predicted model, not a curated record
AUGGCUUCUCCCUCACCUAGCGUUAUCAUAGACAUUUCAAAGGAUAUUACUAGUGGAGAUGGACCAGGAUCUAUUACCUACACAGUGCAUAAUGGAGAAAAUGGUGGACAAGUUAGUCUUACUAAGGAAGAGGACCCUCAAGGCUCUGGCUUCUUUAAGCUCACACACAGUCCAUCCAAUAGAGUGCCUAGAGAUACUUUCACAGUUAAGGAAGUUAGGUAUGGAGGUGCUGAUGUUCAAGAGUUAAGACAUGAUGAGAAUAUUCUAUAUCUCGCAGUAUGGUACUGGGAAAAACAUGAUGGGUUGAACACUCCUCUUUUGGUAGAAGUGAAAAUACAAGGCGGUACUUAUAAGUAUUACACAACUAAGGGAAAUGGUAAUAGUUGGACUUCAGAUAUAGAUCCUCCAUCUCCACUCACAGACGAUGAACUUGAACGGAAACUGGAAUAUCUUAACUGCCAACACAAUAAAGCAGCCACAUUGGACAUAUCCCUAGAGAAUUCUCAGAAACAUGCCAAUAGCAGUAGGUAUUGCUGUAGUAAGCAUGAAAAUGAUGGUGAGGCUAAAGUCUCCGUAAGUGAAGUACCCGUUUAUUGCCAAGUGCAGAAUCAUAAGAGCACAAGCAAUAUUACGGCAUAUAAACACUCCAUUUCUGACAGUUAUGGAAAACUUUCAGGUAUUAAAUUUUACGAGAAUGACGGUCAGGAUAAAAGGAGGAAUAUAAAGCUGAAGGAAGUAUCAUUUCCCAAUAUUUGGUGUCAAAGUAUCUACGCUUUCUACUGUGAAAAGAGGGAUCCGGUACUUAUCUACGUUGACUCAUCUGUGCAGACUAACGUUCAGGGCUGGUACAAGAAAAACCCUCCCAAUGAUGAUAAUGUCACGUGGAUAAAACUCCAGGGUAUACCUGAUGAUAUAAAACCGGAAACAAUUAAUAACUGCAGCAACAAGGAGAUCAAUACACUUGUUGAGGUACUAAGUAAUGCUGGAUGUCCAAACUUGGGACGAUGCGCCGUUACUCCUGAAAAGGCUGAACUUGCUGCUGCUCAACAAGGCGAUUCUGAUACUCGAGAUUCUCAAACUAACUCUUCUAAUUGGCAAGUAAUUCUUGCUGUUCUGACUGGUACUGGUGUUGUAUCUGGAUUAGUUGGGUUCGCAGGCAAUGUAAACGCCGAAAAGCCCCCGGUAGAGACCACACACAAGGAGAGGAACCUAGUUCCCUUCAAUCCAGAUACUUUUAUGGCAGAAAAGUAA